AUGAAUCAACAACACCAACAACAUGGUGGCGGUGGAAGGAUGGGCCACAACAAUCAGCAGCGUCACCAUCCCUACAAUAACAAUAAUCAAAAUAAUAGAAAUAACAAUAAUAAUAGGAUACCUAGAAAUAAUAAUAAUAAUCAACAGCAACAACAACAACCAAAUGGAGGAGAAAAUAAUGCUCCACAAGGAGGUAUUGCUGCUUUUGCACAACAACAACAACAAGCCUUGCAACAACACGGUGUUGCACAAGACGAUGGUCCAGUAGCACCAAAUUUUAUUCAACAACAACAAGGUAAAAUGGUGUAUGAUGGUAAACGUAUGAGAAAGGCUAUUGACAGAAAGUUUAUCGAUUACAGUCCUACAGUCAUCCAAUUAACUAGAAGCAGAAUUUAUGAAAGAUCAAAGAGAGAUUUAAUGUAUAUACCUCCACAUCCUGCUUAUGAAAUUAACUUAUUACCACCAUCAGCCUAUAAACAAAAUCCAACAACAUGUAUUACAAGUAAUUUUGAACACUCAAGUACAAACAAGGAAAGAUAUGCUGUUCACGUUGUUUCUUGGACACCUGAUGGUAGAAGAUUGUUGACAGGAAUAUCAAGUGGACAAUUCACAUUGUGGAAUGGUAUGGCCUUCAACUUUGAAACUAUUCAAUUAGCACACAACGAUCCAAUCAGAGCCAUGGUUUGGAAUCACAACGAUACUUUCAUGGCAAGUGCUGAUAACGCAGGAGCUAUUAAAUAUUGGCAACCUAAUAUGAAUAACGUUUUAGAAAUUAAAAAAGGACACGAGGAAUGUAUUAGAGAUUUAGGAUUUGCACCAUCUGAUUCAAAGUUUUGCAGUUGUUCCGAUGAUGGUACUAUUAAGGUUUGGGAUUUUGAAAGAGCAACAGUUGAAAAUACUUUAAGUGGUCACGGUAGUGACGUCAGAUGUUGUGAUUGGCAUCCAAGAAAUAGUUUAAUUGCUAGUGGUGCUAAGGAUUACCUUGUAAAAUUAUGGGAUGCUAGAUCUGCUUCAUGUGUUGCUACUCUCCACGGUCACAAAAAUACUAUUUUCAAUAUCAAGUGGAAUAUGAACGGUAACUGGGUUAUGAGUUGUUCAAAGGAUCAACUUAUCAAAUUAUAUGAUAUUAGAUAUCUUAAGGAAUUCCAAACAUUCAAAGGGCAUAACAGAGAAGUUACUUGUCUUGCCUGGCAUCCAUUCCAUGAAAACUUAUUUGCCAGUGGUUCUUAUGAUGGUAAUAUUAUGUUUUGGAUGGUUGGUAAUGAAUCUCCACAGGCUAAAAUUAAGGAAGCUCACUCAAGUGCUGUUUGGGAUAUUGCAUGGCAUCCAUUCGGUCAUAUUUUAUGUUCUGGAAGUAAUGACCACUCAACCAAGUUUUGGGUGAGAAAUAGACCUGGUGAUAAGAUGGAUGACAAGUAUAAUGUUCAUGAAUUACCUCUUCCUUACCAAAUGCUUACUCAAAAUUCCCAUCAACCUUCAGCCAAGGACACUUUUACAUCAUCUUCAAGUUUCUUACCUGGCUUGGGUCCAAAAGCCAUUCCAGGUUUGUAAGUUUGAGGAUGGAUUCACCAUUUGGCUUAUUGACAUUUUUAAAUUUGGAAAUAUAUCUUCACAUGGCAUAUUUUCAAACAAAAUAAUGGAAUUGACUUUUGCUGAGAAUGCAUCAGAUUAAAUUGUUAAUGAAAUCAUCAAAAGAAUAAAAAUGUAGAAAUUAAUAUGUUU
Messenger RNA from Naegleria gruberi, 1722 nucleotides. RefSeq names its product WD-repeat protein. Gene Ontology annotation, molecular function: protein binding. Gene Ontology annotation, cellular component: mRNA cleavage and polyadenylation specificity factor complex. The transcript has a single exon. Bases 1 to 1551 code for a protein of 516 amino acids. NCBI's taxonomy places the organism in Eukaryota, Heterolobosea, Eutetramitea, Acrasida, Naegleriidae. The record is from RefSeq and is a predicted model, not a curated record.